Exophiala spinifera is the source of this 627-nucleotide messenger RNA. RefSeq lists its product as uncharacterized. The transcript has 2 exons. The record is from RefSeq and is a predicted model, not a curated record. NCBI's taxonomy places the organism in Eukaryota, Fungi, Ascomycota, Eurotiomycetes, Chaetothyriales, Herpotrichiellaceae. Bases 1 to 627 code for a protein of 208 amino acids.
AUGUUCAAUACAAGUUUUUCGUUUGGAUCAUCGCCCAUCGAACCUCAAUUACCCCUAGAAAUUGAAGAGUGUACCUCAUCCGACAUCUCUCCGUUUACCUCACGAUGUCCUACGCCGCGCGAGGAACGGAGAGCUUCUUCUCAGCGAGACAUCCGCUUCAAUUCGUACUUCUAUACCGCCACGCCUCGACAUCCUUCCGUUACAGCACUUACUGCACAGUUACAAUCGCACGCCCUCAAUGACUCCGAGAUGCAGUCACCGUCAUCGUCACCCAGCGAGCCCUGUUCACCUACCUAUUCUGCGAGCGCAGCAGACGUAGACGAAGGAUUUUAUGAUGGGCCAGAUACUCCCGCGACCACGGCAUCCGAUGACUUUGAGUCGACCGAAGUUGAUCCUACGUUAUGGGAUUUGAGCAUGUCGGACGCAAUAACAGCUACAUCGUCUCCGCGACCUUCGCUGUCCCUUGAAGCACAGGCUCUGUCUUCAUACACGAUGCGACGAAGGCAACGACAAGCAUUGAAUGCCAUCCAAGUUCCCUACCUCUUGGAAACGAGUCGGGGAGAAUCUUCAAAGGCAGAAGCGAUUCAAUUGGCGGGUCUUCAGGCUUGGGCCCAGCUGAAAGCAUGA